This is a messenger RNA of Argiope bruennichi, 2532 nucleotides long. RefSeq lists its product as uncharacterized. Gene Ontology annotation, cellular component: extracellular region. The record is from RefSeq and is a predicted model, not a curated record. NCBI's taxonomy places the organism in Eukaryota, Metazoa, Arthropoda, Arachnida, Araneae, Araneidae. Bases 182 to 1141 code for a protein of 319 amino acids. The transcript has 7 exons. Gene Ontology annotation, molecular function: chitin binding.
UUCUUCCUCUUCCCGCUCGGUUCUAUGAGAACGGUUCUCGGCCGGACCAGACGACUCGAACUCUUUUUUCCUUUUUUCGCGCAGAAUGGAUUCACUCGUUCUUUCGGGCGGUGAUCUGGGGCGAGAAACACUUCAUGGAACACACAACACACAAGCGGACCGAUGAUCGAGCCGUGGAAGGAUGAGAAGAUACUUUGCUGGCCCCAAGCUCUGGCUACUGCUUCUGUUUGGCUCUACUUUCCUCAACACACACAAAACUCUUGUCGAUGCCGCGACUACCAUAAAGGUCCGAAGGAACUUCACUUCGGUGAGCCGAGGACUAACACCUCAAGCGAGCAUUGGCAUCCCAAGGCGCUUACCCUCUCCAUGGGGAGGUAAGCUGGCCUCCUUCCGUGGUCGACCGCGAACUACCACAGAACCUCCCAUACCCACUGACGAGGAGACCUUUGCUGCCAAUAUAACUGUUGCCAAAGAAGAUGAUGAAAAACGUCGCGCAGAGGAGGCGUCCGAAAGCCCUCUGUCGGUGGUGUGGCCCCAGCGUUCCCGACCCGUCGCCAAGCGCUUCCGCAUCCCAACGCCCACCACCCCAGAGCCACAGGUGCUGCUGAAGCUGCUGCAGCCCAAGCCGACGCGCCCUGCCAUCUACAGUCUGGAUGGUUUUGUGCCCAAACCCUCCAUCCGGCGUCCCGUCUCCACGGAGCCACCCCUCAAUUUCAAAAAGACCGACCUCCAACUUCUGUCCAGCGUCCCUCGCAGGAGAAAGGUGCACCGCUAUAGCAAAGAGGAUGAGGACGAUGAUGAAGACGAUUUGCAGUACGUAGAGGGACGCAGGGGACGCCGGCGAAAGAAGCCCGUUUCCCGAUACACGGCUUUCGCUCGGAAAGGAAUACCGGGAGAAGAUUUCCCUGUCUUUACCUACAUUCCUCACACGGACUUCGACUGCGGACCUCAGCCGGGACUCUACGCCGACCCCUAUACCGAUUGCCAGGUGUGGCACAUGUGUCCAGGUGGCAACCUGUCUCCUCGCCACAGCUUCCUCUGCCCCAACGGUACCAUCUUCAACCAGAAAAAAAGAAUCUGCGACUGGUGGUAUAACGUGGACUGUAGAAAACAUACCAGAAAAAUCAGGCCAAAUGACUGAUUCCCUUUGAAAACACAUUAACCACAGACACAAGGGAAAAAGUCAUUUCGAGAUUUCGAUUGGCAAAAACAACCUCAGUCCUUGGAUUAUUAAUAGAGGUUUUCGAUUGUGCUUAACAGAACAAACAUUUCACAAAUUGGGGAGAUGUAUCUAUCCUUUUUUUCUUGUAGCAUGAAAUUUCAAAACGAAAGAUAAAUCCUCCUUUAAGGCAACUGGAAUUCACGCAGUUUAUUUUCGAAAUUCCUUAAGAACAAAUGAAUUUCUUUUUCGAAAGAGAUUUUCAGUCCAAAAGGAAUUUUAUUUUCAAAAUGAAUUAUUAUGCUUAGAUGUUUGCGAUUAAUUUAUUUUAUCUAAAGGGCAUUAGAGUUCAGACAAAAUGAAGAAACAAUCGUAUAAAAUUUCCAAGUAACAUCUUCCUGCUACCUUUCUUAUUUCUUAAGAAACAAGUGUAUUUGGAAAAAUUUUAAUGCUAAAAAGUUAUUUAAUUAAUUUUAUUUCAUUAUUAUUGAAAUAAAUCUUCAAGUAAAAUUAAAUUUAUGUGCAUAUAUAGAGAUAAAUUUCACCUCGACAAUAAAUAAGAACAAAAGAUUAGAAUUCAUACGUAUAAAUAUAUAUUACAACCAUAAUUCUUUCUAAUUCAUUAAACAAUUUUCAAAAAUAUACUUUUUAACAUGAUGAUCUUAUCCAUAGUGUGAUUCUUUCUAUAGUAAGGAGCUAAGCUAAAUAAUUAGACAAUGUAAUUUAACCUCUUCAAAAACGAUAAUGGUACAGUACUAAAGAAAUAUUUGUUGUGCUCUCAAGUUUUAGAUUGACUAAAUAAUAAAAAUUAUUACAUACUGUUAAUAAUAAUAAUAUUUUUUAAUUGUAUUAAAUAAGUAUGAAACAAUUUAUGCAGAUCUGACGGUCAUUGUGAAACGAAUAUAAGUAUUAGAUAUUGAAAUCAUAAACCUUUAAACAUAUCUUUUGCUGUUCAAGUAAUAUCAAUUUCUUUCUUGAAAACCAAGCAAUAUUAAUUUUCUUGAAAUCAAAUAAAUAAAAAUAAGAAAAAUAUAAUAACGCAUAAUUUUCACUAUUGGCUUUCUUUCUCUUUUAUUUAUCCUUUAAAAUUAAUUCAAGUCUUUUUCUUUGAAGUAUAAACAAAUACAGUGACUUUAACCUGCGACCUUCACAAAGAAACUGCAUAAUUAGGGAUGGAAGUCCACUACUGUACACAUCGAAGGACAGUUCUCGCAGUUGCAGUUAAAAUGAGCAAUCUGCCUAUGUAAAUGAAUGUUUCCUCAACGUAAUUUAAAUAGGUUGAUGAAAACAUUUCUGCACAAUUGUAAAUAGUCUGUGUUUUUGUUGUAAUCAUUCCAAAUGUUUAUUGUAGAAUAAAAAAUUUUUAUGUUAAA